This is a messenger RNA of Ilex paraguariensis (yerba mate), 1649 nucleotides long. NCBI's taxonomy places the organism in Eukaryota, Viridiplantae, Streptophyta, Magnoliopsida, Aquifoliales, Aquifoliaceae. The record is from the annotation of a GenBank genome assembly.
CUCUGUGCUUGCUUGUCUCACAGUGAGACAGAGAGAGAGAUAGAUGGCGAGACUGUGUAUGAAUUUGAGCACUGGCAAAGCUCUGACCAUGGCAUGUGCUAAAGAAGGUGAACAUACCAGUGGAGUUCAACUUCCUGAAAAGACUCGAAACUCGAGGGUUCUGAUACUUGGAGGAACUGGAAGAGUUGGAGGGUCCACCGCCAUUGCUCUUUCCAAGCUCUGUCCCGACCUUCGCAUUGUUAUUGGCGGCCGAAACAGGGAGAAAGGUGCUGCUAUGGUGUCUAAGCUUGGAGUGAACUCGGAAUAUGCUGAAGUCAACAUUGACGAUAUUAAAUUAUUGAAAUCAACUUUGAAUGAUGUAGAUCUUGUUGUUCACACUGCUGGGCCAUUCCAACAGGCAGAGAAGUGCACUGUGCUGGAGGCUGCCAUAGAGACCAAGACAGCAUAUGCUGAUGUAUGUGAUGAUACAAACUAUUCAUGGCGCGCAAAAUCUUACAUGAAUCAAGCAGUAGCUGCAGGCAUUCCAGCCAUAACAACCGGAGGAAUCUACCCAGGAGUGAGCAAUGUGAUGGCAGCAGAGCUUGUUCGUACUGCUAAAAGUGAAAGCAAGGGUGCGCCAGAGAGACUGAGAUUCUUCUACUACACAGCAGGCUCUGGCGGUGCUGGCCCAACAAUAUUAUCCACGAGUUUUUUACUUCUUGGAGAAGAGGUUGUUGCAUAUAAUAAAGGAGAAAAAAUCAAAAUGAAGCCUUAUAGUGGAAUGCUCAACAUCGACUUUGGAAAAGGGAUUGGAAAGAGAGAUGUUUUUCUCUUGAAUUUGCCUGAGGUCAGAAGUGCCCAUGAGUUCCUUGGAGUCCCAAGCGUUAGUGCCCGAUUUGGAACUGCACCGUUUUUCUGGAAUUGGGGAAUGACAGCUAUGACAAAUCUACUUCCUGCUGAUUUUCUAAGAGAUAGAAGCAAAGUUAAUCGGUUGGUUGAAUUAUUUGAUCCACUAGUUCGAGCAGUCGAUGGAAUAGCUGGAGAGCGUGUUUCAAUGAGGGUUGACCUAGAAUGUUCAGAUGGACGCAAGACGGUAGGAAUUUUCAGUCACAGAAAACUCUCUAUAUCCGUGGGAAUUGCAACAGCUGCUUUUGCACUUGCUGUUCUUGAGGGAAGUACACAACCUGGGGUUUGGUUUCCAGAAGAGCCAGAAGGAAUCGCAAUUGAAGCAAGGGAAGUUCUUCUCAGUCGGGCUGCACAAGGAACAAUCAAUUUUGUAAUGAACAAGCCUCCGUGGAUGGUGGAAACAGACCCUAAAGAGGUUGGACUUGGAAUAUAUAUGUGAACAAUUUCUAUAUCUAAUUCUACCACAGUUGAAGGGUAUUGUUCAGCUUACCAGCCCACACAACAUAGGAAGUGCAAAUAGUAGCAUUGCAGAGUUACACAUUUUGAGGAAUUGCGAACCUCCAUAGACCCUUAUGAGAAGCGAGCAGAAAAUCUAGAAACAUUUGUAUUUUUACUGCAGUAUACUAGGUAGAGUUCUCAUUCUUUAGAAAAACUGUUAAAUGUGUUUCAUUCUUUGAACAAUCAACCAUUGGAAAAACUAUUUCAUGAACAUUCUGAUUUUUUGUAUUUUACUUGAGCCUUGGUUCGUACCUGAUAAAGAGGAG